AUGUCUCUUGCACCGAACACCGGCUCGGUGGAGCUGACCGCCUACAGCGCGCAUGCGUCCCGCCUGCUCGCAAGAGGCGAGCGGAUCGACAAGCGCGCCUUCGACGAAUAUCGCCUACCCACCAUUGUGCGCGAAGAGCGCUUUGGCGGUCCUGCCGUGGCUAGUGCGGCGGGCGGAAGCCCGCAGGGCCCCGUGAGCGGCAGCAUGGCCAGCACCAGUGCCGUGCCCGAUGGCAAAAACCUUGCUGCCAUCAUGUACACGGACGCGUACGGGACAUGCAUUCAGUGCACUGUGCAAGGUCUGCUGGGACCUCCUCGCCCAGAGCAGCCUGCGGCCGGCCGGCUCAAUGUGCAUGUUGAGGCACCGUUUGUCGAGCACUUGAGUGGCGGUGCAGCAAGCACCAACUACCGCUCCUUUCAGUACAUGAUUGCGAGCGGCAACGCCGAUCUGCCGCUACGGCAGCUGGAGGGCCACAUUGGCACCGUACUGGACGGCUGCUUUGAUUUGAGUCAGCUAAGCAUCUACGAGGGCGAGGCGUGCUGGGUGCUGAAGGUGAGCGUCCUUCUCUUGAGCUUUGACGGCGGGCUGCGCGCCGGCAGUCUCCACGCAGUCCUCGCUGCGCUCCAUAAAUUGCACCUGCCGCGGACGCGACUGCCCAAUGGCGACGUUAUCGAGGGACGCCAGGUGCAGCUUUCCUGCAUGCCGGUGGCGUGCACCUUCGGGUUCUUGGCGGGCGCGCAAGUGCGGCUCGUGGCAGACACCACGGCCAUCGAGGAGCAUGUUGCGGACGGCCUGAUCACAGUGGCUGUGAACGAGACGGAACGUAUUGUUAGCGUGCACCACACCGGCCGUUGCCCGUUGCUUGCGCAGGCGCUGGCGGCCGCCUCUCAGCAGUGGACAGCGGCCUCUGGAGCAAUGCGCAAGGCUCUGUACGGAUAG
Molecule: messenger RNA, 939 nt
Organism: Leishmania mexicana MHOM/GT/2001/U1103
Lineage: Eukaryota; Euglenozoa; Kinetoplastea; Trypanosomatida; Trypanosomatidae
Product: putative exosome-associated protein 2
Exons: 1
Coding region: 1-939 (312 amino acids)
Biological process (GO): TRAMP-dependent tRNA surveillance pathway; nuclear polyadenylation-dependent rRNA catabolic process; U5 snRNA 3'-end processing
Cellular component (GO): cytoplasmic exosome (RNase complex); nuclear exosome (RNase complex)
Source: RefSeq, a predicted model, not a curated record